This is a messenger RNA of Pleurotus ostreatus (oyster mushroom), 735 nucleotides long. RefSeq names its product TRAPP subunit trs31 (gene TRS31). Gene Ontology annotation, cellular component: TRAPPI protein complex; TRAPPIII protein complex; TRAPPII protein complex. Gene Ontology annotation, biological process: endoplasmic reticulum to Golgi vesicle-mediated transport. The transcript is spliced from 4 exons. The record is from RefSeq and is a predicted model, not a curated record. The coding region runs from base 1 to 735 and encodes 244 amino acids. Lineage: Eukaryota; Fungi; Basidiomycota; Agaricomycetes; Agaricales; Pleurotaceae.
AUGGCCUACACCCAACCCCAUCCUCGACUCUCGGUCCUCUCAACUUCGUCCCUGCCGCCGUCUGCAGAUUAUGCGUCGCCGACGAACAGCUCGACCAGAUUCUCGCUGGCGUCGGCGCCAUCGCUCUCAAACACUUUAGUGGGCUCGACCAAGGCCACGAGUGCUAGGCCGAGCAUCUAUGAUCGCAAUCUCAAUAAGACUCGCUUCACCGAAGUAUCAGGCUCAGCAUUUGCGUUUCUCUUCUCAGAAAUGGUGCAGUACACACAGAAGCGUGUUAGUGGCAUUGGCGACCUGGAGAGACGGCUGAAUACUCUCGGGUAUCGUGUGGGGGUCCGGGUGCUGGAGAUGAUGAUGUUUCGCCAAGAAUCCUCCUCGAAGAAUCCGAAGCGCGAAACUAGGCUCCUCCCUGUGCUGAUGCUCAUACAUUCGCAAGUCUGGAAAGCGGUAUUUGGCAAGGCAGCUGAUGCCAUCGAGAAGAGCGUGGAGAACGCAGACGAAUACAUGAUCAUUGAUAAUGACCCACCUAUUGAACGCCACAUCUCUGUCCCGAGGGACAUGAGUCAGCUCAGUUGCUCAUCCUUCACCGCUGGCAUAGUAGAAGCGGUCCUAGACGGUCUGGGAUUCCCGGCUCGCGUCACGGCACACAAUACACCAACAACUCAGUAUCCGACAAGGUCAACAAUCCUUAUAAAGCUAGACAAAAUUGUCCUAGAACGUGAAGAACUCAUGAAAUAG